CUUAAACUGAAGAUCGUAUUUUUGUUCCUGUGUCAACGUAAAGAAGAAAAGAGCAGUGAUCAGUGGAACCGGGCCAAGUUUAUACCUCAGAUAUUUUUAAAAAAACUUUAACUGAAACGGCUUGUUCUGUCUGAAGCCUGCCAGAAAGCCGCUGCCCUACAGAUCUCCUUCUCGAAGAUGAACUCCAAUGUGGAGAAUUUGCCACCUCAUGUUCUUCGCUUGGUCUACAAAGAGGUUUCAGCUUUAGCAGCAGACCCACCUGAGGGCAUCAAGAUUUAUCCCAGUGACGAAGACAUAACUGAACUCCACACGUCCAUUGAAGGACCAGAGGGAACUCCAUUUGCUGGUGGCAUUUUCCGAAUGCGUCUGGUCCUCGGGAAGGACUUCCCUGCUGUUCCACCCAAGGGGUAUUUCCUGACCAAGAUUUUUCACCCCAACGUGGGCCACAAAGGAGAGAUCUGUGUCAACGUGUUGAAGAGGGACUGGAAGGCAGAACUCGGCCUCAGACAUGUCUUACUUACCAUCAAGUGUCUUCUGAUCCAUCCAAACCCAGAAUCGGCUCUGAAUGAAGAAGCUGGGCGCUUGCUGUUAGAGGACUAUGCAGAAUAUGAGUCCCGUGCCCGUCUUCUUACAGAAAUCCAUGCCCUGGGUGGGCCUGGUGGUACUUCUGGGGUACCUCAAGACCCAAAUGAUGGCCCACAGCCGAAGAAGCAUGCAGGUGACCCUACAAAAAGAGCGGGACCCAGCGUGGCAGCUCUACCAGCAGGUCUGGGUAACGGAGUUAAUGGAGCUAGUACCAACAGCAGCAAUAGUAACAGCAGUAGUAGCCUUAAUAAUGUAGCAGGGAAAAAGAAAGCAGAUAAAAAGCGUGCGCUGAGGCGACUUUAAUACUUCAUUCAAAUAAUCUGUCUGUUUGUGUGUGUAAGUGAGAGAGAGAGAGUGUGUAAAUAUAAAUAUUGAAGUGUGUUAACCAAAUUUUUGUUGUUUUUUUCUCACUCUACUCUGAGAAGAGAUUGUUGAGAUUUUGUACCCUUUGUUUUGCCACCAGUUUUGCUUGUCCUGUUGGCAUUAAAGGUUUAAUUGUUUCUAUACCUGAAGAUAUAAUGAAAAAUAUCAGUUUUCUCUUUGAAAAGAAAGUACACACUUUCACGACAAAAAUCCUGUCAUUUCUUGUCUUUUUCAUUUGGCCCACUCUUACAGAAUGACAUAUAAUGGCUUUCACUGUGUAAAAAAUAUGGCCUCUGAUGUCUAAAAACAAGACAUAAGUCCCAUUGUCUUACACUUAAUACCAGCUAUUUUUAAAGGUUUUUCUUUAUUACGGCUGCUGUGAUGGUACUGUGUACUGUACAGCCUGCUUUGUUCUUGAGUCUCAACUAUGAUGUUAAGUAAAUUUAAAAUCAGGUUUUCAAAAUGAGCUUCAAGAAAAUAUGGAAAACGUUGCUUAAAUGUAUGCAUGGUUCACCAUUGGGAGAUAAAUAUUGCUACUAUUUUGCAAAAGUAACAUCUUUUGUAAAAUGUAUUUUUCACAAUCUAAAUUUAGUAAAGGUAUGGAAAAAAGGUAGCAAUGGAGUAUAUGAAGUCUGUUAUUUCAUUUCUCUCUGAAAUUGUUUCACUGUCCAGUAUUUUUUUAAAUUUCUAAAUAAAGUGUUUUGCUUGUGCGCGAAGACGUAGAACAGUGGCUGGAAGGGAACAGGGUAGGUUUUUGAAGAACUUUUAUAAAACAAAACAAACAUACCAAAAAAACCAUCUGUUUUCUGUAUUACAUAUCCUGUGGUGUGACUCAUCUACAGCCCCUGCUCCCCAAAAACGCAGUGUGUACUCAAAUGCCUUGCUCUCUUAUCAGCCAUGUGGAUACUGGAGAAGCCACCCAUGUUUGACAGUUAUUCCCCCCAUCCAUUUCACUGGCAGGAUUUUUUUUUUUUUUUUAAAUGCAUGUGGGGCUAACACUUUUCAAGGUUAUGCACUCAAAUGCUGUUUUAGUGUGGAUGGAAAUUGCCUCUUAAACUCAUGUUUAGGUGCAAACUGUUGGCUGGAUAUUUUGUGUCCAUUUUAAAUUAUUUAAAUUAAUAAAACGUUGAAAUACAAGAAGUGAUAUGAAAAA
This is a messenger RNA of Cololabis saira (Pacific saury), 2101 nucleotides long. It is a transcript of the gene ube2s, whose product is annotated as ubiquitin-conjugating enzyme E2S. The transcript is spliced from 4 exons. Lineage: Eukaryota; Metazoa; Chordata; Actinopteri; Beloniformes; Belonidae. Bases 178 to 888 code for a protein of 236 amino acids. The record is from RefSeq and is a predicted model, not a curated record.